Messenger RNA from Pteropus alecto (black flying fox), 2492 nucleotides. RefSeq names its product ORAI calcium release-activated calcium modulator 3 (gene ORAI3). NCBI's taxonomy places the organism in Eukaryota, Metazoa, Chordata, Mammalia, Chiroptera, Pteropodidae. The transcript has 2 exons. Gene Ontology annotation, biological process: store-operated calcium entry. Gene Ontology annotation, molecular function: store-operated calcium channel activity. The record is from RefSeq and is a predicted model, not a curated record. Gene Ontology annotation, cellular component: membrane. Bases 787 to 1674 code for a protein of 295 amino acids.
GGGGGUCCUGGGGAUCACGAAAGGCUUGAGGAUGGGGCCGCUUGGGGGAGGGGGAGGAGGCAGCCUGGCUGGGGACAAGUGGGGGACCCAGCCGGGCUGGGCCCCAAAUCUACAAUACGGUUUGCUAUAAAACUCAAAAUCUUACAUCCGGGGCCGCUGAGUUCCUGUGUGUGUGUGCGGCGUCUGUGGGCGGGGAUGGGGUGCGGAUGAUCGCAGUGCUCACCCUUUGGGACUCUCUGAGGGAGGAGCUGUUUGGAUGGAUCAGAGAGCCUUGGACCUCCUUGGGCUUUCCGGAACUGAGUAUGCAGGGCGCCCUGCGGUCCCCACAGACGAAUGGGCUCACCUUCCGCAAGUUCACAAUUUAUGGGGUUGGAGCUGAGUGUGUCCAGGUGCACUUGGAGUGAUCCAAGGCCCAGGAACUCCCAGUUCCUGGCUGGGACUCCUGGAUGACAUUUUGGGUGCACUGGGGUCGUGGGGUCCUUCAGGAUUUCUGCCUGCGGCCCCCCAGCUCCACCCCAUCAUGUGGCUGCCCCGACUCCGCCUCCGCCCCAGUUCCUGUUUAGGCCUCUGCUGUCCCACUUCGGCCCCUAGGGCUCCCUACAGACGUCUCUUCCUGCUCCGCCUGGGCCGCCUGUUCCUGGGCGCCCGCUGCUCGCAUCUCCGCAUCUUGGUCGGUUCUGUCGGGGGAUGGGGUCUCCCCCUGGCCCGGGCUGGCCCUCCUGGAGACCCCGAGGCCACUUAGCACCACGGUGACCUCCCAAUCUGUCUGGUGCUGCAGCCCCCAGGAUGAAGGGCGGCGAGGGGGACGUGGGUGAACAGGCCCCGCUCAACCCAGAGGCCGAGAGCCCUGCAGGCUCCGCCACAUACCGAGAAUUCGUGCAUCGCGGUUACUUGGACCUUAUGGGGGCCAGUCAGCACUCGCUGCGGGCGCUCAGCUGGCGCCGCCUCUAUCUCAGCCGGGCCAAGCUCAAAGCCUCCAGCCGCACGUCUGCCCUGCUCUCGGGCUUCGCCAUGGUGGCCAUGGUGGAGGUACAACUGGAGAGCAACCACGAAUACCCGCCAGGCCUGCUGGUGGCUUUUAGUGCCUGUACCACCAUACUAGUGGCUGUACACCUCUUUGCACUCAUGGUCUCCACGUGUCUUCUGCCCCACAUUGAAGCCGUUAGCAACAUCCACAACCUCAACUCUGUCCACCAGUCUCCACACCAGCGACUCCACCGCUAUGUGGAGCUGGCCUGGGGCUUCUCCACUGCCUUGGGCACCUUCCUCUUUCUUGCUGAAGUUGUUCUGGUUGGCUGGGUCAAGUUUGUGCCCAUUGGAGCCCCUUUAGGCACGCCAGCCCCCAUGGUCCCUGCCUCCCAGGUGCCUGGGACUCUGUCACCAGUGGCUACCUCCCUUAGUCCAGCUUCUAAGCCACCCUCUUCUUCUGUAGCCCCUCCACAGGCUGAGCCACCUGAGGCCUGCUCAUCCUGGCAAGCAUGUGGUGGUGGUGGGGCCCAUGGACCAGGCUGGCAAGCAGCCAUGGCCUCCACAGCAAUUAUGGUACCCGUGGGACUUGUGUUCGUGGCCUUUGCUCUGCAUUUCUACCGCUCCUUGGUGGCACACAAGACAGACCGCCACAAGCAGGAGCUAGAGGAGCUGAGUCGCCUGCAGGGGGAGCUGCAGGCUGUGUGAGACUUGUGUUAGCCACCGCGGAAAAGCACUGCCUCCCUCAGGGGUCAGCCACAGACCCCAGGUCUCCAGACCACUUCCCUGACCCUGCCUAGAGCCAUUUCCUGUGGCUACUCUCAGGUAGAGACCAGAUUCCUGCCCUCAGGGUCUUUUGGGCUGGGCCUUGGGGCAGGAAUUCCAAGAGAUUCUCCCUGUCAGCCUGUCCCAUGGGUUUUGUAAAUUCUGUAUACCAGGGCUUGGAGGAGCAAGGGAGAAAAUGGAAGGUCCUCAGUCUAAGGCUCAUGUGGUAGGUGGAGGGGAGGCAGAGAGACCCCGGUCAGACCUUUGGUGCUGAUCCUUAGCCACUUGCACCUAUAUAGGAUGUUGAGGUCAGGUUACAUACCCAUCCAACUGCCCCAAAAGGCAGCCAACUCUUGCUUUAUUUUUGUAGAAUCUAUUUUAUGGUUGGCAUUUGUUGGGAAGCUUUUUCCUCAUCCUGAUUUUGAAGGGUUCCAUACUCUUAGUUGCUAUAGAGAAGGAUUUGCGUGUUUCUUCCCCCAGCAUAGGUCUAGUCUUUCCUAGGAGGAGCCUCCCUAUUUUUGGAGGUUCAAGUGCCUGUCCAACUUCUCUAGACCCACACUUAAUGCUUCUAUAUCUGGUUCUCAUUCUUCUCUGCCGGGUUGGGGGUCUUUAGAGACUUAGGGCCUGUGCGCCCAGCCCAACUGCCUGGCCAGUGUUGGGGUGAGGUUUUAAAAGGUCCUGUCCUAGCCCUUGAAAUACAGAGUUAUUCCGACACUGAAUUUUUGAUGCACCUUGUUUUGUAUAAUAAAUUCUUUCACAGA